Messenger RNA from Osmia lignaria (orchard mason bee), 15215 nucleotides. It is a transcript of the gene Ino80, whose product is annotated as chromatin-remodeling ATPase INO80. Gene Ontology annotation, biological process: DNA repair; chromatin remodeling. The record is from RefSeq and is a predicted model, not a curated record. Gene Ontology annotation, molecular function: DNA binding; histone binding; ATP hydrolysis activity. Gene Ontology annotation, cellular component: Ino80 complex. NCBI's taxonomy places the organism in Eukaryota, Metazoa, Arthropoda, Insecta, Hymenoptera, Megachilidae.
GCCACCUAUUGAAAACAAAAAUGGUGGCCAACAAUAUGCCCUAUCCCUGCCCUGGUUUUAUGGCACGCCAAAUGUCUACGUUCUCUAGGCUUCUUUCUACUAUGUAUUUCCCUCCGACUGAUAUACCCAAUUUCGAUGUGAACAAAGGGAAUCAUUUCCUCGCGGUCGACCCUAUCUUACGUGCUAAAUAAGUGGGGCUACUUCUAACCAAACCGAAGGUGAUCCAAAACUAUCGAAUAUUUCGCGAAAUUAUAACCGCAUCAGCUUGAUUCGUCGUGUCAUUCACCUUAUAUAAUGAAACACAAAAUAAACAAUCUAGCAUUGUGGCAAUGCAGUAAGGAGCAAAAUCCUAUAUGCUUUAUUAAUACAAAGCGCAAAAUAGAUGUUUUAUUUUGCAACACGCUAUGUACGAAUUACACAAAAUAUUUCCUGUCGUCCAUGUAAUACGUGCUAUCAAAAUCAUUUAAUGUAUUUAUUGAAAUAUCAAUCACAGAAUGAUAUUAGGUUACUGAAUUGUAUAUAAACUGGUAAUGACAGAUAGGGCUCACACAAUGAGACUGGAAGCAGAAAUGGCUGCUCCUUUGCACCUGCAAAGAUUGGAGCGUAGCCUCAAUGUACAGCCCUUUUUAAGACAAAUUAAUGAGUUAUUCCAAGAUCCAGCUAGUGAGGAUGAUAAAUCUAUAUCAUCAGAGUCAUCAGAAGGAUCAGAUAAUUAUCUUGAUAAUGUUCUGAUUCGUAAAGAAGAGGAAAGAAUUAAUAAACUGAGAGUGUAUAACAUGUCAAAUGUUGGAGAAGAACGUAGAUGGUUGCAGGAUAUUCUGUUGAGUGAUUCAUCUGAUAGUUCAGCCUCAGGAUCUGAUACUGAUAGUCCAAUUACAGAAGAAGAUUUUCAGGAAAUGUUAAAGUUUCACAUACUCAGAAAAAAGUACCAAGCUCGUUUUUAUCAGAAACCAGAGAAUAUUCAGUACCAAUAUUACAGUGCUGGAUUAUUGUCAAGUUAUGAUAGAUUUUUGGAACAUCAAAAAUUAAUAGUUGGAAACAAAAAGAAGAAAGAAAAAAAGCCAGAAAAGAAAGUUAUAAAAAUAAAAAAAGAAAAACUUCCUCGUCAUAGACCAUCCGAGGAUUACCUUGAAGGUGAAUAUCCAGAAGAAGAAUGGGAUCGUACUAUUCCUAAGGAAGAAGAAUUAGACGAAGCUGAAUUGGAAGCAAUAAUGCGUCAUCAACCUCGACAACGCGGAAGAAAAAAGCAUAAUAAUAAAAGUCCAGAAGUAAUGGCAAUGAGGAGACGAAAAAUUUGGGUAAUGAUGUCGAAGAAGGAAUUAGGAAAAGUACAAAGAGCAAAAACUAAUAAUCAUAAGGAAAUGUUAAUUAGUUGUAAGAAAGUAGCACAGCAUUGUAUGAGACAUUGGAGACAAAAGGCUAUGCAAUCACAAAGAAACAUGAAGGAAACUAUAUGGAAAGCAAAACGUCUUACAAGAGAAAUGCAAGCUUAUUGGAAACGCUAUGAUCGAGUCGAACGUGAAACGAGGAGAAGAUUAGAAAAAGAAGCUGAAGAACAGCGAAAAAUGGAUGUGGAGUUGAUCGAGGCAAAACGGCAACAAAGAAAAUUAAACUUUCUCAUCACGCAAACUGAACUAUAUGCUCAUUUUAUGUCUCGAAAAUUAGGGAAAGCUUCUCCUGAAGAACAACUAAGAAUCUUAAAUCAAUUAGAUGAAGAGAAAAAUCCGAGACUUGUUGGGAUUGAUGAUUACGAUAGUGAGAUUAUGAAGCAAAAAGCAAAAAGGAACGCUACUGAAGCAUUCGAUAAUGAAAAAGCUAGGGCAAAACAAUUCGAUACAGCCGCUGCAUCUCAAGAGUUGCGUUUAAGCGAUACACCUGAAACAUUGGAACACCCACAGCCUUCGAUUUUUAAAGGAAACCUUAAAGGUUAUCAACUGAAGGGAAUGAAUUGGUUAGCUAAUUUAUAUGAUCAGGGUAUUAGUGGAAUUUUGGCAGAUGAAAUGGGUUUGGGGAAAACUGUGCAAUCCAUAGCGUUUUUGUGUCACGUUGCUGAAAGAUAUUCCGUAUGGGGACCAUUUUUAAUCAUAUCGCCAGCUUCGACGUUGCACAAUUGGCAACAGGAAAUGGCCCGAUUUGUGCCAAUGUUUAAAGUAGUUCCGUAUUGGGGUAAUCCACAGGAACGGAAAAUAUUGAGACAAUUUUGGGAUACUAAAGAUUUACACACGAAAGAAGCUUCAUUUCAUGUCGUGAUAACUAGUUACCAAUUAGUCAUUACCGAUUACAAGUAUUUCAACCGAAUAAAGUGGCAGUACAUGAUUCUAGACGAAGCGCAAGCUAUAAAAAGCACCAGCAGUAUGAGAUGGAAGUUAUUACUUGGAUUUAGUUGUCGCAACAGAUUGUUACUUAGCGGUACGCCUAUUCAAAAUAGCAUGGCGGAGUUAUGGGCAUUGUUACAUUUUAUAAUGCCUACAUUGUUUGAUUCGCACGACGAGUUCAACGAAUGGUUUUCCAAAGAUAUCGAGAGUCACGCGGAAAACAAAACUGGGAUCGAUGAAAAGCAUUUAUCGAGGCUACAUAUGAUCCUGAAACCGUUCAUGUUACGAAGAAUAAAGAAAGACGUGGAGAACGAAUUAUCCGACAAAAUCGAAGUAAUGGUGUACUGUCCGCUUACAACUCGUCAAAAGUUACUUUAUUCGGCAUUGAAGAAGAAAAUUAGAAUAGAGGAUCUACUGCAUUACACAGUGGGUGGUGAUACUGCGUCCAAUGACAAAAAUUUCACGUCAAAUCUUAUGAAUCUAGUCAUGCAAUUCCGAAAGGUUUGCAAUCAUCCAGAACUGUUCGAGCGCAGAGAUGCUAAAUCACCACUAUUUAUGCGUACAGAAUUUUAUGAAAUGCCUGCAUUAUUAUAUACAGAAGGUCUCGUGCACCUCUCGUUGCCAUCCAAAGAUCACUUGUUGUAUAAUAAGUUGUUUAUAUUUGCUACGGAACAUGUACAUCGAACCCUUUACGGUGGCAGCGAAGAUCUCUCUCAAAAUCCCUUCUCUUUUAGUCGGUUCAUUAACUUGUCUCCAAUGGAACUAAAUAAAAUAUUUAUCAUUGGUAUCUUAUUCAGAUUAUGUCUUGCAACAAUAAUGGAAAGGAAGAUAAAGAUGAUGCAUUAUUGGGAAGAUUGGAAUGCCGACGAGAGAACAGCAAUACCUAGAAAUCAAAUAUUUCUUGUACCUAAAAGAAUUAACACUUCGUCAAGAUCAAUGCAAGAUUUACUAUUCACAAAAAAGAUCAUGGAGGGAGAAUCUGUGUAUACGCAUACUACGCACGUUAUUCAUUCAAUGCCUGAAACUGUUGCUCAUCGAAUCCUGCGUAGUAGUAAAAAAACAGCCAAUCAAUUGUUAAAGCGAAUACUUCCUUCCACCAAAACUGAACAAGAAGACACGAAAGUAACCUUGUUACCAGAACAUCCUCAUCUUCCAAGGCCACCGAUAAUGCGAUAUUGCCAACAAACUACCAUUCCAUCUUUUAUCUGCGAUACUUAUCCUAAGGUUCAAGCUAGUCCUCGAAAACUGUAUGUUAGUAAUAGUUCUGCGGCGUGUGCAUGGAGAAGACACGAAGAAUGCGGCGGAAAGUUUGGUCAACGACUUCUCUGGCUCGGUUGUGAACAAGCUCUGUCCGAUCCAUUAUCGCAGGAGAGUUUAGCUUCUCAAGUAGUCCAAACAGUAUCAACAUUUUCCGUUGAACCACACGGCGGAAUAUCUGCAUGUACGCCAAUUAAUGGCUGGUCGAACAUUAUCGUACCGGAUAAGCAAACCUUAGUAACAGACGCGGGGAAAUUGUCAGUAUUAGACAGUCUUUUGCGCCGUCUUAAAGAACAAGGUCAUCGAGUUCUUAUUUACUCUCAGAUGACAAAAAUGAUUGAUCUAUUAGAGGAAUAUAUGUAUCAUAGGAAACAUACUUUCAUGAGAUUAGACGGUUCUUCGAAAAUCUCUGAUAGGCGUGACAUGGUUGCAGACUUUCAGAAGCGGGCGGAUAUUUUUGUCUUUCUGUUGAGUACCCGAGCUGGAGGACUGGGAAUAAACCUGACUGCUGCGGAUACGGUGAUAUUCUAUGAUAGUGAUUGGAAUCCAACGGUAGAUCAGCAAGCUAUGGAUCGUGCCCAUAGGCUGGGACAAACAAAGCAAGUUACAGUCUAUCGAUUGAUCUGUAAAGGAACUAUCGAAGAGAGAAUAUUGCAACGUGCACGAGAAAAGAGCGAGAUACAACGCAUGGUAAUUAGCGGUGGAAACUUUAAACCGGACACGUUGAAGCCUAAGGAAGUUGUCUCCCUGUUGUUAGACGACGAGGAGAUUGAAGCGAAAUAUAGCCAACGGAGCGAGGAGAGAAAGCAGCACGCCGAGGAUGCCCGAGUCGACUUCAACCUAUACCAUAAGGAGAGGGACCGGAAGAGGAAGUUAACCGCGCUUCCGGUCAAGGGCGACGCGAAGAAGCCUUGUUUAUCUGAUGCAAAUGGCGAUAAGAUUGGUGAAACAUAUCAAUCCAAUUCGAACGAAAGCUCUCAGACUGGUGGCGUUCAGUCUUAUCAUCUCAACAAUCAUCAACAAAUUAUCGACAGUACAGAUGAUUAUAGCGUGCCAACCAGCCCAGCUAAGUCAGAGGAUGAGACGAGCAACGAUGGUCUGGUAGUUGACGUGGAUGGUCCAGUAGGAGGAACCUCGAGCGAUGCUCGACAAUCGCGUAUCAGCCAGUAUGGAGAAGCUGGGAAAGUUAGUCGUCUGGAACAUCACAUGCCGUUCAGCAGUGGAACUGGUGUUCGGAUGAGACCGAACGUACGGGGCACUAGCAAAAGGGGCAGACCUCGUGGUUCCCGGAGAGGAGGUCCUGUUGGAGGGAAAGGCAGAGGUCUACUCUUACUUCAUCCAUCCAAGGGUCUUGGUAGCGAGCCUCAAUCACCAUCAUCUUUGUCCCCGACCAGUAGCAGUAUAGCCAAUGAACAAACUCUUCAGCACGGAAUACAAGGGAUCUCCGGAGCAGCAGAAGGCGAGGGACCCAGUACAGUUGGUCCCAUGGGCGCUGUGUCAAGCAGAGGAGGCGCGCCAGCGAUCCGAAGAGGACCCGGCAGACCCCGGCUCAGGCCAACCGGUCCAGGUCACCAAGGUUACCGUACUCCGGGUCAUCAUCAAGGCAGAAAGGUCCAACGGCCGCUUCCGGUCCCUCUGAGAUCUCAACAAACCAUAGCGACGGUGAACCAACAGAAGUCGUCCUCGGUGCAGCGUCCAUCAGGAUCCGGGGCGACCAUUUCCUCGUCCGCUUUGAACGCAUCCUCAUCGUUUACUUCGUCCACCAGCGAAUCGCGCCCCUUUGGAUUCUACACGCAGCAACAGCAACAACAACCACGCGGAUCAUCCUAGCUUCCGGAGGGCGAAUUCCUUCGGGUGAUCCUCGAGGGAGAUUCCUGAACUCUUGAAACUCGAACACAUAGGCGUUUAUGAUCUUUCAGCUCUUUGACGAUGUUCGUCUCUGAAAGGAAAAGAACGAUCAUGUUGAUUGUUCGGUGAUAUAACGAGGCAACGAGAAACUGAUUACUCGUAGAACAAAACCGUACCCGAAUUCUAGUGAUAGAUCAAGUGACGAUUUUACGCUCAAAUAGUGCAAUUGAAAUCUUUUAAUGAACUUAGCGUUUUCUCGUUACGACGAUUGAUGUUAGCUAACGUUUACGUGUAAUUAUUACACUUGCGAAUUAGCUGGCGUUUAACGGUAAAGAGAAGUAAAAGAGGAGAUCUUGGAUCUUCCAGUAACAGUGAACAGUAAACGGAACGGUAUCGAUUAAGAAUUCUAUCGAUCGAUCGAUCUUCUUGUGUAUUGUAAACUAUGUAUAAAAAGAACAUUUGUCGAUAUUUAAGCUUAAUGUAAACGAUUAAGGACAACCGCGUCGAGCGUAAUUCUCUGAUACAAAUUAGUCCCUUCGUAAACGCUGAACGCGCUUGGCAAUCGUUUAGGCAAUCUGUACAAAUUAAUCGAAUCACGCCAUUCGCGUUACAUUAGGUACUUAAUAGAGAAAGCUCGGGCUGGCUGGAGAUUGGGAACAAGCGAAAUUCCGUGAAAAAACGCGAGGGAAAAACAAGUAGCUGGAGAAAGUGAGUCAAUCUGGGAACUCGAGCGAAUGGAAGAAGACAGAACUCUUGGAAAAUAGAAGAAUUCAUAAAAAAAAUGAAGAAGGAGUGGAAUUCUUGCCAAAAAAGAAUUCUUUUUUAGUUUGAUUCUCAAGCAUAGAAUGACACGACGAACUACGUGGACACGAUUGUAGCAUUAUUAAAAUUAUGACGAAUGAACAAUGGACAAUCGUCAAAGCGAUCCACCGAACAGAAGGUAUACGAGAUACCUUUCACAUUUAAUUUCUUUUUUCACGAUUGCUUUACGAAACCGUCCCUUGUUCUUUCUUCCUAUUCUCGCCUUUCUCCCUCCUAUUCUUCUUCAUUCUUUAGAAUAUCACAAUUCGUCAAACUAUUGUAGCACCGUUUUGUCGCUAGGCUCGGUUAAACGAUAUUUUUUAUGCGUGUUUAUGAACCGUCGUCACGUCGAUUCGAUUUAAUAAAGAAAAAAAAAAAGAAGGUAUUUAUAUUAGCAAUAAACGAUUCAAACGGCCACUGAAUCGAAUUCUGUCGAUUACCUGCAGUUCAAUUGAGGUAUCUUAUAAAAUAAUACUCAGAAAAGAAUCUUUUUUUAUCAUUUUCAUUUGAUAAGUUUCAGACCCGGUUCCGUCACUCCAGGACUUCCAUUCCUUGGGAAUAAAUUAGCAAAUAUGGUGCCACAAUGAUCCCAGUUUCACCUGAAAUUUAAAAUGCAUCUUAACAAAGGUAUUUUACAAUUAUCAUAUGUAACGUUACAAAUCUAGUAGCUGCAAAGGAUGAAAAAAAAAAAAAAAGAAAAACAUUUUCUUGAUGAUGACAUUCCGUGCGUUGUUCAGUUUAUUUUCUGCGAUGCAUUCCUUGGAUCGUGACGCGUUACGAGUGUCCGGUUGUUGCUUUUUUGCGCCGAUACGACCAAGUGAACGAGGUAAAUGAAUUAAAUGGAUGAACGGUGAAUAAUGGAUGAACCGUGGCUGGUGUCACCAACACGCUUCGAAUGAAUGCUAUUCGUUUUUCUUUUUCUUUUUUGUCAAGGUUUCACAGUAAACCGGACAUAAUCGAGGCGCUUAGUUCAUCGUUGUUCAAACCCGCGGUUAGGUGUGCCGCAUACCUGACCUCGCGUUUACGUGUUCAAGGAUUUACCAGCUCCGUGGAAGUUGAAAAUUAUGGUAGAAAUCAAUUUAAGGAAAGCUCUAGAAAAUUUAACGAAUGUAGGAGAGGGGAGAAAAAAAAGGCGUUUCGUCUCGGGAUCAUCAAUUCGGAACUUCUAUAAUAUUCUAAUUGCAUGCCGGGCGAUCGCUAGCGAGAACACUGAUCAUCUCGCCGCCACCUAGCGGUCCCCGGCCCGAACUAAAGGCGUCCGGGGAGACGAAAUCCUCUCUCCCCCACCACUAAUGCCUACACGAAGCUUAGACGUCAAGGUAGUUCAAGUCAACUUAGGCUACUGGUACCAGGAAACUUUCGAAGAAAGGUCGACACCUCGACUCCGAGGGUCAUUCGAGAGAAUGUGUCCAUGUGGAAGCAUGAAAAUACCAUCAUGGGGGGAACACCUGGUCAGAAAGCACGUAAACUCGAGACCAAAAAUAACGUGUCGCUGUUUGCGUCGAUCAACUGAUCGGUUUCAUUCAAUUCUCGCCGUUUUAAUUGCUGGAAGAUUUUUUACAGGUCUACCAAGGGUGAGAAUUGGCAUCGAAUCGCAGCCCCAUGGCAUUUCCCGGCCCUGAGACAACCACUAUCAACGCUUGGACAUGGAAUCCUUAACUAAGGAUUAACAUCGACCAGCUUGCACAUUCGCUGGCAAUGCAGGAGAAGUGAGAUUGGCCCGGGGAACGAGAGAAGAAAGCACGGAGAGAAAAAGAGAGAGGAAAGAGAUGCAUUGCACGCGCGGAUGGAAGGUGCGGACGUACACCUGAGAGCAGGUGCAUCGGAAAGUCUUGGUCCUCUUCUCUUUGCUCUCUACACUCUCUCUCUCUCUCUCUCUCUCUCUUUAUCUUUCGUACCACCGACGGACAAUCGCUUGAUCCAGGGGACAUAAAAUUGAUCGAGCCUGGCUGGCAUGGUCCCUUCGUUCGUCUUCCUACUUAACGCUCCGGCUUUUCCUUGGAUCUUGGGACGAUUCUCGUCGAACAUCCACUGUUCCUUAAAGUAUUUUAUCAUGUAAACGAAGGAAUUAUCUUCUAUACCGUUUACAUUACAUUUUAUGGAAGUCUCUUCUCGGUUACUUGGCUGACUGUCAGUCGCAUAGUUUCUUUCUUUUUUUUUUUUUUGUUUCAGAGCAACACGACGUUUCGUGUGAUAUUAGGAAUUUCGUAUUCACCGUGUUUUCUCGCGUUCAGGCUCAUCCCCUGAAUCGCAAUGGCCACUUUAUUUACCUGGCCUUUAUUCCGGAAUAUGGCGACAAACGAACGGUGAUAUUGGAUUCAGCGACGAGAAUUUAACAAUCACCUGAAAUUAAGAAAUUACGUGCAUAAAAUGUUCAAUAAGAGAUGAACUUGUUGACGCUAUGAAAUCUAAACCAGGCGUAUUUCUUUGUACAACACGGUUUCCUUCUACAUUAGGAACAUAAUUAUCGUGUUACACCAGGGGGGUCAAUCUGUAAAGUUCGUGAGAACCACGCUAUUUUCGCGAACAAGGAACCGUUUCACCGGCGUAACAACUCGGGUUUUAAUAUCGUAAGAAGCUAUUAAAAGCCACGUUACACUCAUACAUAUUAACGAACCAGUUUCUAUUCGUCACGGUUUUAAUUUACAAUAUCGUUACAUUUAUCCCACGUGUUUUCUACUCACGCUCAUAUUUAACAAAGAUUCCUCUCGUUCAUUUAGAUUUUCUAUGGAGAGAAUCCAGCAAGCAAGUGAUAAUCUUUGUAAAGUCACUCAUUAAUGAAUUGGCGAUGAAUGAAAUCAUUAAAGGAGUUCCAACACCCUGGCAACGAGUACUUGAACACAGGGCCUGCCCUGUUUGAACAAAGAGAUUUCUUGGUGAAUUACCAGAGAGUUGAAGGACCAAAGUAUUCUAAUUGAAACUGAAUGAUCAAUCGAUAAUCUCCGAAUACAGGUCGAUCCAUAAAGGUAUCAAUUUGAGCAAUGUACAAAAUCUACAAAGAUGAUGGAUCGUUGGUCGAAAAGGGAAUUGUAAUUAGUCAGAACACACGUGACGGUAUUCCUUCAAAUUCCAGCGUCAGUUUGAUUGGUUAAUUAACUGUCGAAGAGUGUAAUCGAUGCAUGAUCACCGUGAGGACACGGUGUGACCACGUGUGUGACAGGUGUUCCCUCUCGUUACUGAAUAAUUUUCAUCGUUUUCUUCGAGAUGAUCGGUUCAAUAUCCCUGGUUCAACAUAUCCGUCCAGAAAAGGUCUGUUUCCCUCUGAAAGUUGAUAGAUCUGAAAUUAAUUUCAAACAUUGGUGCAUCUUCGAACGGUACUUUUUCAAGUUAAUUGUCGUCCAUUAAGAGACUUUGUCGUGUCGUCUUCUCAAUGAAACGAACAUUUCGUACGUUUUUGAUUGACGUUUCUUUUACCGUACUGAUAAAGAUCUAUCGUGUCGAUCUCACGUUCGAUGACAGGAGGUAAUGUAUCAGAGUUUAAAGUAUGUAAAGUACUUGAUGUUUCUUAUGCUGUCAUUCUUAAUGACAAAUGGGGUUUAAUUUGAGUCGUGUCGGUAAUUCCUGGAGAAUCAUCGAUACCAUCAUUACAGAAAGAGAGAGAAAGUAUGCUUCUCUUCAAGAAUAUUUCUUCACUUGAACCGUUAUGGGUGCCUAAAAGAUACAUCAAUGAAUUUAAUUUUACAAAAUUAGUUAUAAAAUUACAAAAUUCUUCUAAACUUGAUAACUACAACCAUUCUCUAAAUUAAUUUUCUAUAAGUAUACAUUUCAGAAUUUUGUCAUUGGAACAGUCAAUUACAAUAUAAUUGGGUCUAAUGGGAUGACGAAGCGAGAUUCACGAUCCUACUAAAUAUUCCAUCUAAACAGGCGCGUUUCCGUGGACUGACAGGAAGUUAUCCCCCAGAAUCAACAGGUGAAUCGUUUCGUAACAGGACUAUCCCGAAUGAAAUUCAACCAAUUACAGAGACAACAAUCGUCGGUGUGGGUGAGAUUAAACUUUGAUGAAUGGAAUUUUGCUAUGUUCUAAUCAGAAGAAAAUCAAUGUUCUUAAUACGAAAUGGCUGGUUGCCAGUUUUACAAAGUCUGAUCAGAUUUCAUAACAGAAAAGCAUUGCAAGAUAGCACGUACGAUACAUUAAGUUAAAGCUUAAAGUCUGAAGAAAAUAACUACGUAAUUACACAUUUCGUAUUAUACAUUUUUUUCUUGUACGUUAUGUACAGAAAGGCAAGUAGCUCGUUAGCGAUUUUUUGGUCUAGUUUAGGACACCGGUUCCCCUGUCCCUAACUCAGACCCUCUAACCCUCUGAAUUAAUUCUAUCCUUCUAUCAGUACCGAUCGAAAAUGAAAACAGCCUUCGGGAGGGCCAAAUGACGCGAAUUCGGGGUAGAAAAAGGCGAUCACCGUUGCAAAAACUAACCGUCGUCUACGAGGCAAUUUCGGUUUCGUUGCCAUCGAAAAUUCGAGUCCCCGCAGGGUGGACGCAUUAGAAUUCAAGCGGCAAUUAUCGGUGGGCUAAUUAUAAUUAGGGAGAGAUACGAGGCGAUGGUGGACGUUGUUUUGUCCGUCCUGGCGUUGAUCGCCAUCAAAAAGCGGUCAGCCAUGCGGUUCCAUGCGUUCACCGGCGUUUUUCGCCGGCAAUUACCUGCGGCCACACGGAAUCGAAACUUUUAUUUCGGCGUGCGAAAGAAAACUGACGGAAUUAGCCGAGUGAAACGAAACUACACCUGAAUGGCAAUGAGUUUCUAUAUCACAAUGUGAGCAUAUACCUGAAAGCAACAGUUCUUAUUGCAAUAUUGACCAUGUGUUAACAAAUUUUAUUCUAUCUGACGAAUUUACAGUUCAAUAAAAAAGAAAAGAUGAAAGAAAGUAACGUGACGAGAGAAAGAGAAAAAAGUGGAUUACCGUUUCCCCAAUUAUAAUUAAUAUCUUUCGGUAAUUAUAGGGCCAUGGUAUCGCGUGAGAUUAUUGAUACGACAGAUGUGAGAUUUUAACGCGGCCAAUUAGUGUCGAAGAAGCGGAAAGCGUAUCGUCUCGAUAUACCUGACCGUUGUCGAUAUCGCCGAAUAAAGUAGCCACCGUUCACUGAAUUUCCUUAUCGCUUAUUAUUAUGAAAUUCGUCCGUUUCGCAGCAAUAAAUCUUCGAUCUCAAAAGUUCUCUCCUUUAAUUAAGCCACAGUUCCGCGAUGCGAAUAUACAGUACCACCGAUCGAUAAACCGAUCGGAACUCGAUUAAUUUUACUUUAAUACAGUUUGAUUACAACGUUACCUACGAAAAUACGGGACGUGUAAACGGAACUUUCGUUUGAAGAUGACAAGAAGAAGUAUCGUCGAGUCAAUUCGAUACCGAUGUUAACCGAUAUUCGAAUUCCUCUGAUAAAUGAUUUUAAGGGAUCGUUUUCGCGUGUCUACCAAGGUUCUCCUAGUAUACUCGUGGCUAGCCUCUGAAUACAGUUAACUGGCAAAGGCUUGGAACAGGUUUAACAUGGUCAGCUUUGACACAAAGCUCACGGGCUCGUUGUUUCGCCGCGGGUACAAUUAACGGCGUCGUUAAGCCCGCGAGGUUCGUCUGCGAUCGUGGAAUAAUCGCCGCGAGGUGAGAGGGAAAGAUGGAACCUCUUUGCGCGCGGGUCAAUUAACGGCAUCGUUCUAGCGACGUGACUCGCUGAUAAUUAGCAGAAGAAGAAGAAGAAGAAAAAAAAAUGAAGAAGCGGAGAUUUCACCGGAAGAAAUGGAACCUCUCGUUCCCUUCCACCUCUCGUUAUGAAUUAAUUAACACGUUCCUUGUAUUUUCGACGAAACGAUACGAGCAGAGGGAUAAGAAGAGCAGGAAGAAGGUUAAAACCAAGGGAAAGGUUGGCCCGGAUAGUCAAAGGAUGACCUUGAAAAAAGAGCGAGGAGCGCCCUGGGCCCUUCCUCGGAGAACAUCGAGCCAAGUAGGAGAAACUGGGUAGCGAGACGGUGUAGAUACGCGUAAGGAAGCGUAACGCCUACGUAGAGCCGAGCCUCUGACUCGCGACUUCCGGUCAAGCGGCAGGAAGCACGCUCGGUGCGUCGCCGCCACCGACGUCGACUCGCGUCCUUACGCCUAGCCAUCAGCUACGAAAUAUUUAUUUGUUUCGUUUCUACCAAGCUUAGAUGCAUUUGUCGCACCACCUGUUUGCUUCAUCGUCACCUGAGAAGAAUCUAUUUUCUAUCUUGAUGAAAUCUUCGUUUCCUCUUCGAUGCGAUUUCCUGGAGCGACGAGCGUGGCCAAUGCAUACUUCCUCUUGAAAUUUUAAUUGAAAUUUCAUACUCUUUUAACGCGUAUCCUGAAAAUAAAAUGAUUCCUCAGUUUGACAUUGAAGAAAAUGGGAGAAAAUUGAAAUGAAAAUCUAGUGAAUUUUAAAAACAACAUUUUUCCAUUGAAAAUAAGCACAGGUGUUUAUUUAAAUUUUUCUAUAUAUAUAGGAAUAAAAUUGUAAAUGAGUGGGGAAUCUAGUGUUAAUCAUGAUUGAUUCUUCAUCAACCACCUUGAUUACGCAGGGAGAAAAUGAAAGAAACGAUUUGGACCGAUCAACAUCCGGGUUCCUUUUGAUUUUCCGUCUUGAUGGCGGCUCGGCAACUCGUUACUUUACUUGGGGCAUGAAUAUAGAACGAAGGGGAAUGCCACGAAGGUGGCUUCAACCGUACAUCCGGACGAUAUAAAUGAGAAGUUGAACUUCCUUGGCAGCCGCUAUUAAAGUUCAUUUAGCUUCGACGUAGCCUCAACCCUUGAUUGGAAAUCCUUGUUCAAAUGUACAUGAAUUUCUAUCCAUUUGUCUAUUAAAAUUUCAACUAACACAAGAGAAAGAUUUUUAAAAAAUUUCUUCUUUUAAAACUAAAAGCAAAGUUUAAGGAACCGAUAGUUCAGGUUUCCGAUGAAAGUUUCUUUCUAAGGAGAAAAGUUUUCAAUCCUGGAUCGCUUAGAUUAAAAAGGAAAUGGGUCGCUUGGUUCGAAGUAAGAAGCUUUCUCUAUCCUUUAAUAUCCCUGAACGUUGGCUGAAAAUGAGAAAGGUACGGAUAAUAUGAUAAGAAAGAAUAGUUUCUCGUUCGUAUAACUUCGGAAAGGAAUUAUCUUUCGGUCCGUGCACUCGGCAGGAAACCUAAUUUCAGUCUUCCUGUCAUGGGAAUGUGCGCACCCUGUAUCGCGUUUUAUAAGAAGAAGAAUUGAAUGGCAGUCUAACGAGUUUCUUCGAUUCGAAUCGUCAAGCUAUUGCAUAACAAUAUUAAUAAAGUCAAACAAAAUAGCAAUCAAAGACUUAAUUCUUAAUUAGAAAAGAUGAAAGUAGAAAUUACUUUCAGAGGAAAAAAUAAGCGUUAGAUAAGUAGGCGACACUAAAGCUACAAAUGACGGGGCACCAUGUCGGAUGAACCAGAAACGGUGAAAAUAUGGGCAAAAAGCUAACCACGCCGAAAUAUCGCUACAAUUGAACGUGAGGAGAAAAUAAAUAGAAUGAGUUUAUUAUUGUCAGCUAAACGAGGAGGAAGAUGCGAAUUCGUGAGAUCAAUUCGGCGAAUCAAGAAGAUAAGGAUCUACUUAAUUAUCUGGUUUAAUGGCUUUCCCUCGAGCUUGCCUGCAUGUGUACAGUUUACUUCACCAAGUAUCCCCGAUGCUUUCGACUGCCCGUUUUCGGGCAACGACUCGAACGAUUUUUAUCGUUGCAUCCUCCUUCUUCUUUUCUGCUUCCUGGGCGUGUGAGCACCGGUCGUUUCGAGAGCGUCCAGUUAACCUUAUACUUCGUUACGGAAAUUAACGAUUCAUGGCCGAAUUGGUCGCAGAAAUUCUCGAAAGGUAACUUGUUAAUUGUUACCUUUUCGAAAGAUGGCCCCUUCACUGACUCACGACCCGCCGGCAUCACUGUUAUUAACGUCGAUUCUGUUGCUUCUGGAAUUAUUGAAGUCAUGGAGUGAUACCUGUUGAUAAAUAAUUACGAUAAUGAUUUUGAUUGCUAAUUACCUGUUAUCUAACGAGUAUACCAACGACACUGUAUUAUCGGUAAUGUUUUUUAAUGUUUUUCGAAUCGAAGGUAUAAUAAACGAUGAAUCGUUUGUUUUGUAUUGAUCGAUCGAACGGAAAUGAGAGGACGGUCGGCGGUGUUGAGCCGCGUGCAGACCGCGGCCGGAAAAGCGUGAAAAUAGGAAGAGGAAACGAGGGAAGAAAGAAAGAAAAGAAAGGCGGAGAAGUGGAAGUGGCGCGUGGCACUGCCGAAUAAGUAUCGGAUGCCGCCAGAUGUUGCGGUGAAGCCAGCUGCUGCACCUCCGCCACUCUUGCCCUCCUUUGCUUUUCCUCGCGGUUUUUCGAGAGAGCUAAACAGGUACAUACAUACAUUCACCGACCAAUGCAAUGCUGCUACUUUAUGUUCACUGGUGGUAUUAUCACCAGUCACUUUUUUCCCACUUGUCACUUGUCAAUUUUUCUCUCCUUUUUAUAACAAUCCGAAGUUUGAAACAAACAUGACGAACAAUUGAAAAAACAAAUUUGCAUACUUCGCGUAGCUACUUUUUCAAGCAGUUUCUUUCAAAUUCCCAGUUAUUCUGUUUCGUUAUUUCUUUAUAAACGAGAAAAGUUUAAACGACAGGGAAAACCUUUUAAAAUGAUAAUUGAAAAUUAUUGCUCACCUUAAAGCACAGUACACGCAAGAAGCAGAAAACGAUACAAAAUAUUUCAAAGAUUCCACCACGGCACUGCAGUCAUACAAAACUACAUAGUUCAGAUAGCAUCGAAAUGGUUAAAAACAACGCGUUCCAACUUUCUACAUUGUUUGUUUUCCAACGAAACCCCCUCUGUGCAUAAUUAAAAAAGUAUUUCAAGAGUAGAAGAAGCGGUUAGGGUGAGAAAAGAAAUCAGAGUAGCAAACCUGCAAGCACCGACGGCUGCCCUCGCGGUUCUUCGCCGUCGAAGAACUCGCGUGAAAACCGAAAAGGGACAAGAAGGGAAAGAAAAAGAAGGGCCCUUGAAGCGAGGAGAACGAGAUGGGAA